Messenger RNA from Clupea harengus (Atlantic herring), 2740 nucleotides. It is a transcript of the gene sucla2, whose product is annotated as succinate-CoA ligase ADP-forming subunit beta. NCBI's taxonomy places the organism in Eukaryota, Metazoa, Chordata, Actinopteri, Clupeiformes, Clupeidae. The record is from RefSeq and is a predicted model, not a curated record. Gene Ontology annotation, biological process: tricarboxylic acid cycle; succinyl-CoA metabolic process. Gene Ontology annotation, cellular component: succinate-CoA ligase complex; mitochondrion. Gene Ontology annotation, molecular function: ATP binding; metal ion binding; succinate-CoA ligase (ADP-forming) activity.
CUGCGCAAGCGUUGUCAGUGAUUUGUUUUUCUCCGCUGCUGCUAGUGGAGAGAGGAACAUGGCGACGUCCCUGAUUUGUGGCCGGUUGUCCGCUGGACUUAGGAAUUCCGGGUCCAGGACAACUUUAAGCUCAGCAACUAAGGUCCUCGCUGGUGCCACCGGUCUGUUCGGCGGACAUGGCUCCCAGCAGCCUCCCCUGGCUAUGCAACAGCAGCAGAGGCACCUGUCGCUGCAUGAGUACAUGAGCAUCGGGCUGCUGAAGGAAGCUGGCAUAUGCGUGCCCGAAGGCAUGGUGGCCACCACAUCUGAAGAGGCCUACUCUGUUGCCAAGCAGAUUGGUUCUAAGGACCUGGUGGUGAAGGCGCAGGUGCUGGCUGGAGGCAGAGGGAAAGGCACAUUUGAGGGGGGUCUGAAGGGAGGAGUGAGGAUUGUUUACUCGCCUGAAGAGGCCCGUGACAUCUCCUCUCAGAUGAUUGGAAAGAAGCUCUACACCAAACAGACUGGGGAGGCGGGCCGCAUCUGCAACCAGGUGUUCAUCUGUGAGCGCCGCUACCCCCGUCGGGAGUACUACUUCGCCAUCACCAUGGAGAGGUCCUUCCAGGGCCCAGUGCUAAUUGGCAGCUCUCAGGGAGGUGUGAACAUCGAGGACGUGGCAGCAGAGAACCCGGACGCCAUUGUCAAGGAGCCAAUCGACAUCAUGGAGGGCAUAAAGAAGGAGCAGGCUGUCAGGCUGGCUGAGAAGAUGGGCUUUCCAAAAGCUUUGAUUAAUGAUGCAUCAGAGAGUAUCAUUAAACUCUACAAUGUCUUUAUCCAAUACGACGCCUCCAUGUUGGAGAUCAACCCAAUGGUGGAGGACUCCGAUGGCCAGGUGAUGUGCAUGGAUGCUAAGCUCAACUUUGACUCGAAUGCGGCAUACCGACAGAAGAAGGUGUUCGACAUGCAGGACUGGUCUCAGGAGGACCCACGUGACCGGCAGGCGGCCAAGGCCGACCUCAACUACAUUGGCCUAGAUGGCACCAUUGGCUGCCUGGUUAACGGAGCUGGUUUGGCUAUGGCCACCAUGGAUAUCAUCAAGCUCCAUGGCGGCACCCCGGCCAACUUCCUGGAUGUGGGGGGUGGAGCCACGGCGCACCAGGUGACAGAAGCCUUCAAGCUCAUCACUUCCGACAAAAAGGUCCAGGCUAUCAUGGUGAACAUCUUUGGAGGCAUCAUGAGGUGUGAUGUCAUUGCUCAGGGCAUCAUCAUGGCUGUCACAGACCUGGAACUGAAGAUCCCCAUCGUGGUGCGGUUACAAGGGACGAGAGUGGAUGAUGCAAAAGCUCUGAUUGCUGCCAGCCCUCUGAAGAUCCUGGCCUGUGAUGAUCUGGACGAGGCUGCAAAGAUGGUUGUUAAGCUUUCUGAAAUCGUAUCGUUGGCCAAGCAGGCCCAGGUGGACAUCACGUUCCAGCUGCCCAUCUAAAACCGCACCGGCAUCCGACCCCCUACACACACACACACACACACACACACACACACACACACCUUUUUGAAACCUCAUCCCUUGGUCCUCCCAAAAACUCUGUUGAUCAUCACUCUACCCCCCCCCCCCCCACACACCCACACACCCACACACCCACACACACACUACCUGUUGCUAUUGUUUCAAGUCCAGCUGCUUGCAUGAUAUCCUUAUCCUUCCCAUACCUGCUUCAAAGCUUCCAAAGACAUCUUCAUAGCCUACCCUCAUUGUAAGACUGUAAGACCCUGUGGACUCAUAGCCUUGUCUAAAGUCAAGUCACCCCCCCCCCCCCCCACUGAUGGCAUAUAUUAGAUCGGUUGAAAUGUUACUUGUGUCGGACGACCUCUUUUUUUUUUAUUUCAUCGUGUUUGUUUUCAAUUUCUUUUUCGCUUGAGGAUGAACUAUUUAUGCAGGACUAUUUAUAUUCAUGACCAGGGAAGAGGCCAAGCCGUUCUAAGCAAUGUCGAUGACACUGGUUCUGCUGCCUUUCACAAGGUGUUUCAUUAAAGUCCUUCCCCCCACCCCUACUUGGCUAUCGCUUAAGAGUGUACGUCCCAGUUUCCCGAGAGCACUAUUUUAUCACGCACAAACAAGACCUCCCUUCCCCUCAUCCUGCUCACGUUGAAACCUGUGGUUGUCUGAUUUCAUAUUAUUGUGUUGCAGGAUUGUUACCUGUUUCUCAUCCACUUUUCAAACGAUAUUUGGUACUUAUGUUUUUUUUGGGGGGGAGGGGGAAAUGAGUCUGCACUGCUUUUGCUGAAUAGUACAUUCUCCACGGAGUCGUGGGUUUUUUGUUUCGAGUUUACAUUAGGGGAAUGACUGUGGCCCUGUGGUUGUAGUUACAUGCAAAAAAUUCAACAUCUAAUAAACCCUGAAACAUCAGCCCAGUGAAGAGUGCCUUGGUGGGAGGUGGGGGUAGAGAGAGGGAGAGGUGUUGUAGAAGGGUGGUGUUUAAGAGCCUGUGUGUCUUCCUAUCAACCCCUGGGGCAAAAAGGCAAACGGUUUGGGUCGUGUGAGGCAGGUAUGAUUUGUAUGUGUACUGACAUUGGAGGGUUGUCGGGGGUGCACAGGAUCCAGGAUACACAAUCACAGUCUCUAUGUUGUAAGUGGGAGCGUCACACUUAGUUUUAUUUCUGGUCUUACUGGACGUAAAUGAACCCUCUGACAGAAUGAUUGUUGAAGAAGAUCCUCUCAAUUGACCUAUAUCUUCUUUUGGCUGUAUUAAAAUUAAUCUAAGCAUUA